Sinocyclocheilus rhinocerous is the source of this 1196-nucleotide messenger RNA. RefSeq names its product cyclin-dependent kinase 5 activator 1-like. The record is from RefSeq and is a predicted model, not a curated record. Gene Ontology annotation, biological process: brain development; axon guidance. Gene Ontology annotation, molecular function: protein kinase binding; cyclin-dependent protein serine/threonine kinase activator activity. The coding region runs from base 124 to 1083 and encodes 319 amino acids. Gene Ontology annotation, cellular component: growth cone; protein kinase 5 complex; cytoplasm. The transcript has 2 exons. Lineage: Eukaryota; Metazoa; Chordata; Actinopteri; Cypriniformes; Cyprinidae.
CUCCUCCAUGCCCCUCAUCAGCCCAGUCUUGACCUUUCAGAUUUCGAACAGUGAGGCACAAACACUUUAUUUUUGAGCCACAUCAACGCACACAGCUGGUGUCUUCAGCACCUCAGUGGACUCAUGGGUACCGUACUGUCGCUCUCUCCGGGUCCUCGAAAACCUGGUUAUUAUGAUGACCGGCCCAGUUCUCUAAGCCAUUACCCGAGCCUGAGCAGCCGCUCGCUGAACACUCAAAAAGACCCUAACCACAAACGCAGCCACUCCAUCUUCCUCCCCGCUCUCACCUGGAAACGCCUGGUGGCCUCCACCAAGAAGCGGGGCGAGUCCAAAAAAGCCUAUCCUGGAGGUCAAGGGGCUGUCGGGGCUCCUCUCAACAACAAUAACAUCUACCAGAAUGAUCCGGUCUUGCACCUCAACCGCGAAAAUGUGAAGAAGUCUCUCUCCUGCGCCAAUCUCACUAGCUACGAUGGUCCUGCGGGUCUGGGCCUGGGCGUAGGGCUGGGUGUGGGAUACGGAAAACCGCAGCAGAUUUCCUCUGUUAAGAAGAUCGCACCUAAAUGCACCUCCUCGCCCAAGCGUGUGAUCGUCCAGGCCUCGACUAGCGAGCUGCUCCGCUGCCUGGGCGAGUUUCUGUGUGGCCGCUGCUAUAGGCUCAAGCAUCUUUCCCCCACCGAUCCGGUGCUGUGGCUGCGCUCUGUGGACCGCUCGCUCUUGCUCCAGGGCUGGCAGGACCAGGCCUUUGUGACACCAGCCAACGUGGUGUUUGUGUACAUGCUGUGCCGCGAUGUGGUGGAUGGCGACGUGGUGUCUUCAGAGCAUGAGCUCCAAGCAAUUCUCCUAACCUGCCUGUACCUGUCGUAUUCCUACAUGGGGAAUGAGAUCUCGUACCCGCUCAAGCCCUUCCUGGUGGAGGCGGCUAAAGAGGCAUUCUGGGACCGUUGCCUGGCCAUUAUCGACAUCACCAGUGCCAAGAUGCUGCGCAUCAACGCAGACCCACAUUUCUUCACACAGGUCUUUGCCGAUCUGAAGAGCGAAGGAGGUUGCGCUUUGCAGGACUACGCUAGAGUUCUGGAUCGGUGAAAAGAAGGAUGAGGAGAAUCGUCUUUGCAAAUGUGACAUCUCACACCAUCAUUCCAUCAUUCUGGCCCCCCAUAUGCCUUGUUACGUAACAUUAUGAGCCUUGCUUUUGUUUC